Messenger RNA from Ctenopharyngodon idella (grass carp), 2376 nucleotides. RefSeq names its product synaptotagmin IXb (gene syt9b). The transcript has 7 exons. The record is from RefSeq and is a predicted model, not a curated record. Gene Ontology annotation, cellular component: membrane; dense core granule. Gene Ontology annotation, molecular function: clathrin binding; calcium ion binding; SNARE binding. Lineage: Eukaryota; Metazoa; Chordata; Actinopteri; Cypriniformes; Xenocyprididae. Gene Ontology annotation, biological process: cellular response to calcium ion; regulation of calcium ion-dependent exocytosis; calcium-ion regulated exocytosis. The coding region runs from base 347 to 1900 and encodes 517 amino acids.
AGACAAGGGAUCCCAGAAGGCUUGAGGGAGAUGCGAGCCAGCCAACAGCUUUUCAUUCAUGAAGAUGCAAUUCACCGCCGACACUUGCUGUUUUCUUCGGGUGUAGCCCAGCUGACUGAGUGAAUUCAACCAGUGUUACUGAGCGCUAUGCACUCAACUAUAGACAUACUCGUGAGUGCAAACUUGUGGGCUUGACCUGAACACCACUGGACACUGUUCAAUACAACUUUCCUUAUGGGAUUGGUCUGGGCGAGUAUGAAGAGCUCUGUCAGAAGCUGGAAGCGGCGGUCAGCAGUGUCUCGAUAGGCGUUAUAGAAGUCUUCAUUCAGAAGGAUGCUGGUGGGAAAUGCCUGCAGACAGAGAGGAUGAGAUUUGUGGAAAGGCGCUGGAGCUUCUGUCCGAUCUGUGCUCGAGAGGAGAGGUGCACAAUGAAAACUGCUUGGAUUUCACAUACUAUUUUCGCGAUCUUGGGAGACCGAGAUAUUCGGAUUCUGAUGUGUCUGUGAGUCUAUUGUCCCUUUUGGUGACCACAUGUGGCCUGGCGCUGUUUGCCGUCUCCCUGUUCGUGUCAUGGAAGUUGUUUUGGGUGCCAUGGCGAGAUCGCUUCUGGCCCGGCCUAAAGGACCAGCAGGGCGAGCAGAAGCCAGUCCUGACCGAGGUGGAGGGCCUGGAGCGGGAAUACAGCGAGGACUUUGAGAAGGAUCCCACCGGCUCAACGGUGCUCCCGGAGUCAGCCAUGAAGAUCAGCCACACGUCCCCGGACAUCCAGCUGGAGGCCCAGUCUAAGGCGAAGGAGCUCAACCACAUCCAUGUAGCUCGCGUACAGCGACAAGUCACCGAACCGACCUCAUCUGUCAGGCACAACUCCAUCCGGAGACAGAUGAACGUCUCCAACCCUGAUUUCAACAUGGCCCAGUUCCAGAGACAGGAGUCCAUAACGGGUCCAAGCUUGGGACGCAUCAAGCCUGAGCUCUACAAACAGCGGUCGGUGGAUGGGGAUGACGUCAGGCGAGCCGACAGCUGCGGCCGCCUGCACUUCAUCCUCAAAUACGACUGUGACUUGGAGCAGCUCAUCGUGAAGAUCCACAAGGCCCAAGAUCUACCUGCCAAGGACUUUACGGGAACCUCUGACCCAUACGUGAAGAUCUACCUGUUGCCAGAACGUAAAACCAAGCAUCAAACCAAGGUGCACCGCAAAACUCUGAACCCCAUCUUCGACGAGGUUUUCCUGUUUCCUGUGGCGUACACUGAGCUUCCCACGCGCAAACUCCAUUUUAGCGUCUACGACUUCGACCGAUUCUCGCGUCACGACGUCAUUGGCCAAGUGGUGGUGGACAACUUCCUGGAUCUACCUGACUUUCCACAGGAAACCAAGCUCUGCAGGGAUAUCCUUUAUGUUAGUGCGGAUAAUGUGGAUCUGGGAGAUCUGAUGUUCUCUCUUUGUUACUUGCCAACUGCCGGACGACUGACAAUAACGAUAAUUAAAGCCAGAAAUCUUAAAGCCAUGGACAUCACGGGAGCAUCUGAUCCUUAUGUAAAGGUUUCUAUAAUGUGUGACGGCCGGAGACUGAAGAAAAGGAAAACGUCAACGAAAAGGAACACACUCAAUCCAGUCUACAAUGAAGCCAUUGUUUUUGAUGUUCCACCUGAGAACAUUGACCAAAUAAGUCUUUUAAUAGCAGUUAUGGACUAUGACCGCGUAGGUCACAAUGAGGUUAUUGGUGUGUGCCAUGUGGGAAACAGAGCUCAGAGUUUGGGACGCGAUCACUGGAAUGAGAUGCUCACAUACCCGCGCAAACCCAUCGCUCGCUGGCAUCCGCUUGUUGAGUGGGUUGGUCAGAGCACGGCCGGCGGUAGCCAAGGCUCCUGUAAUUCCCUGAGGACACCUCCUUCCCCGUAAUGGACGCCGUGAAAUUUCAGCCAUGGAGACACCCGGCAAGGUCCAAUUCACAACUUUAAUGAAAAGGAGAGCAUGAGAGAGAGAGAGAGAGAGAGAGAGAGAGAGAGAGAAAGAGAGGGGGGAAAAGUCUCUCGUUCUGUUAAAGAUCACUUUAAAUGUGUGCACACACUCAAUGCAGUAAACACCCAGGACACCUUAGACGUAAGAUUUCCCAGAUAGAAGAAGAGUGUCAAGUCCACUGCAUGUGAAGUGACUGUGUGUGAGCAGUAUUUGGUUAUAAAACGAGCCUUGAACAUUGUUCUGCUUUUGUUGAAAACUUUAGUUGAGAGGCAAGUAUUUUUGACAUUGUCAUGUUUUAUGUAUCUGUAUAACACAUUGUAAUACACUAAUAUUGUUUGAAGUGUAGUGCAUGGGGUCUAUUUUGUGGUAUUUUAUUGUAAAAUCUUACGGUAUAAAAAUAUACAAGAAAUGCAUAA